This is a messenger RNA of Chaetomium globosum CBS 148.51, 1236 nucleotides long. RefSeq lists its product as uncharacterized. NCBI's taxonomy places the organism in Eukaryota, Fungi, Ascomycota, Sordariomycetes, Sordariales, Chaetomiaceae. The record is from RefSeq and is a predicted model, not a curated record. Bases 1 to 1236 code for a protein of 411 amino acids. The transcript is spliced from 2 exons.
AUGUCCAUUCUCACCCCAGAGACCGUCCUCCUCAUAACGGAGGAACUCCAACUUCGCGACAUCCCGGGCUCUGAUGAACACAUCGCGGUCGAACAGGAAGCUCAUCAAUUCCAGCCGCUCGAUAGGCCCGUCAGUUCGUCACUAGACGUGAACCGCACUAUUCUCGGUCCGACAAACUUCGAGGUUGUGCGUGAAGUUGAGCGUCGAACGGCUAUGUUUUGCAAGAUAUUAAACCCCGAAAAAGCGACCACAUUCGAGAGGCUCCUUGCCCCCAUGGUCACGGAUAUAUUUAGGACGAGCUUAGAACUUGGGGGGGCGACCAUCCUUGUAAGGCUUCUUGCCCCCAUCAUCACGGACCGCUUGUUCCGGAAUGUCAUUCCAGGGUCGCUGCUCCGUUUCCUCGGCCACUUCGGGGAGACUCUGCAGCUUAUGGACCGCAUAAGGGACUGCGAGGCAACCGUUCGACACGAGUUUGCGCUUGACCCGACACCGCCCUACCCGGACUUCGGCAAAGACGGCCUCAACCGAGUUAUUCACAGGGCUCGCCAGAACCUCAUCGCCGCAUUGAGCCCUCUAGAUCUGGCCUUCCUUCACCUAGUCACUACACUCCUCGGCUUGCCGGACCGAGCACCUUCGACGGCAGACGACGACUCCUUAAUCCCCCAUUCCCCAUGCAACAAAGAGGUGCUGCUCCAGACCGGCAGCAUGGGCGUGUAUCUUUUUCUCGGUGACAAUGCCAAGAACGUCUACGACGCCGGCCUUUUCGGCGUAAUCAUUAGAGCGGCCCUCGACAUGGCCAAGUGGGAUUCGGAUGAGAAGUCGCAAGCGCCCGACUGGUCUCCCACCGCCGCGCUAGAGCCCCUGAAGUACUUGGUGCGCAGGACGUUUGGGGAGAAACUGGAGCGUCUUCCUGAGCAGCAUCUCAAGGCGUUAGCAGAUGCCCCAGAGGACGACAUAGUCACUCGCACGAGCAAUCGUUUGAAGGACACACCAGAGGUUCUGGCUCAUCCAUCGGUGGCUUAUUACGCAGGACGAAGCUUUGGAAGAACGGCCACCCAUUCCGCAGGAAUCCUGGAAAGAGUUGUUCGCUUGGGCCGUGACCCAGAACCCGUCUCCCAAGGACCCCGCCGAAUAAUCUCGCUCUCCCUCAACACGAGAGCCACGCGUUCUUUUUGGCAGCACCUUCCCUCAAGCCUGUCUGGGGUCUUACUAAAGGCCCGGUAUUCUAUCAUGUAA